AAAAUCCUCAAGGCUUAUGAAUUUUGUUUGCAAAAUUAAAUUGGUUAUAUGUCAGUAUAGCCAUCUAAUCUUAUUGAAUGGAUCCAUAAAUGUACACCAUGUCCAAAGACUUCAAUUAUAAACAGUUAUUCCCAUUUUCCACUAUAUAUACCACCUUUCAUAAUCAGGAACUCGGAAUUGGAGAAGAUGGAGAGGACUAAGUUUCUAGUCCAUUACGAGAAGAAUCAGAAUACGAGCUUCUACCUCUGCCGGCACUGCCAAACUCACCUAGCCCUACAUCAAGAAUUGCUUCACAAGUAUGCAGCUAAUAAGCAUGCACUCUUCCAAGAUCUGGUUAAUGUGGGGUUGGGUGCAAACUACCAGAUAGUAAGUGGUCAAACCGGAGCGCCAGUUUCUUGCAUCAACUGUGGCUCAAAUUUGGGAUCCAAAUUUGUGAGGAAAAGUUCUUACAACCUUAAAAUCUACUCCCUAUACAUAUGUUCUUUGGCACUUAUCUUCUUUUUGCAGGUUUCUUUAAGUAUUGAGACAUCUGCUAUCAAGGCUGGAAGAUUCAUGAUAGAUAUGCAAGUCCAUUGCCUCUUACCCUCGCCUCUCAUGAAUCUAAGAGGUCGAUUAUCGUGUUUACGAAGUUUGGUUUGUGUUUGGCAGGACAAAGCUCUUCUUUUGGAAAGGAAAUCAGAUGCUCUGUGCAGAUACAGAGCAACCAGUUCAGGCUGUGUGAAUCUAAGCCAUUUUUAAUCAAGAUUAUGAUCAGAAUCAAGAUUUAUUUAUGAUGCUUCUCUAGUUGAGCAAUUUUAUUACUCAUUUUGUAAUAAUCUGCAAUAACUUUUGGCAUAUAUCAAAUAACCUAAUUUAGCAUCA
Molecule: messenger RNA, 861 nt
Organism: Salvia splendens (bonfire salvia)
Lineage: Eukaryota; Viridiplantae; Streptophyta; Magnoliopsida; Lamiales; Lamiaceae
Product: protein yippee-like At3g08990
Exons: 3
Coding region: 187-738 (183 amino acids)
Source: RefSeq, a predicted model, not a curated record